This is a messenger RNA of Mucor velutinosus, 1548 nucleotides long. RefSeq lists its product as uncharacterized. The coding region runs from base 1 to 1548 and encodes 515 amino acids. The transcript is spliced from 2 exons. NCBI's taxonomy places the organism in Eukaryota, Fungi, Mucoromycota, Mucoromycetes, Mucorales, Mucoraceae. The record is from RefSeq and is a predicted model, not a curated record.
AUGAUGAUUAUCUUAUGCUUCCUUAAGCUAUCCCUGGUGGUAGGGCGAAGUGGUAGAACUCCCGUAUGCCAACGGGAGGAUCCCGGUUCAAAUCCUGGUGAACGCAAGUUGUUUUGGUGUUUUGACGUAGUACUGAUGUCCUCGCUUGGUGUUUUGUACUCUAUCCAUUAUCUAUAUUUUGACAAUUUCCGCAAGACUUCAGGUCUGUCAAGUCAGCCGACACCUACCGUUACCUCCAACUCUCGUCUCACUUUAACCAAACAGACGACAGCCGGCAACCGUUCCUCCAAACUACCCGUUGCGUCCAAGAAGCGUCGCUUCUCUACCAUCAAAGCUACCGCUGUACCUUUGCGUCGUUCACCUCACACUCACGCACCUACAGUAGAACCUCUCGUCUCCAUGAUUACCGACUCGCAACUUGCUACUAUGCCUGUAGUCUCCUCCACCGAUUCCACCUCCAUCCUGGGCUUAGAACCCUCUGCUAUUGCGCCCAGCACGCCUACUACUGUCUGUACCGGCCUGCAUGUUCCCCGCACAGACGAAAUCCAUGGCCAUCCUCAGUUACCUAACUGGAUCCAGGAAAUCUAUACACGUCUUUCCGUACACGAUUCUCAAUUGGAACAAAUUAAAGAUUUGUUGAAGAGAAACCAUGAACUUCAACUGGCUUUGGAUAACGCUAAUCGAGAGAUUGCACAACUCAAGUCAACCGCCAAUCACUCGUUGCCACCCUUGCCUUCAGCUCCGACUGUACCUGAGAAGAGAUCAGAUGGUACCUCGGCCUCCAAAUGGGCUGAUGUGGCCGCAACUCCACCAUUGAACGAUCCACCAAAGAAGCCCCAGACUCUCAAGACACCUAAAUCUAAAGCCAUCACUUCUUCCAAGCCUGUUCCCAAAGGUAAGUCCAAACGACCUCCAACUUUGGAACAAAUUAAUCGUUUUUACUCGGCCCCAUCGGAAUCACAUGGGUACCAAUUCUUGUACUUUACAUCCUGUGGUCGUGAAGCCAUCUCCAAAAUCCGUGCUGGUUUUGGAGUACUUGGCUUAUCGCAGAGCCGCAUCCUCGACAUCCAUUACCCUGAGAACAAUACUAUCAGCUUCCUGGUACACAAUGACUAUAUCGAUACUGUCAAAGAUGCCAUGGCCAAGCUGCCUUCCUCCAAGCUCCUCAAUGAUUUUGACCCUUGUGCUCCUUCAUUACUCCGUGAUCGUAAGUAUACUACUAACCCUGACCAGGCUUUUGUGCAAGCUGAAGCCACCCGGAUCCAUCAAGAACGGUUAAUACGUAUUGUCAAGCGCCUUCAUGUCCCUCAUGUUCAACUUGCUGUCGCUAGGGAAUUUUGCUUCAAGCGUCAAUGGCUUCCUGAAUCUGUAUAUCAUUCUCUCUACUCUGCUAUCUAUCCUGACAAAUCAUCCAAGGCUAUCGCCCUUUCAGCACAGGCCGAUGUCAACAUGGAUGAUGUUCCUGCAACUCAAGAUUCUACUACUCAACCUGCUACCUCUUCUACCUCUAUUAGCCCAGCUGACGGCGUCUCAGCCCCCUUGGCCUAA